Adineta steineri is the source of this 8135-nucleotide messenger RNA. The record is from the annotation of a GenBank genome assembly. NCBI's taxonomy places the organism in Eukaryota, Metazoa, Rotifera, Eurotatoria, Adinetida, Adinetidae.
AUGUCAACAUUGAUGGAAACGGCUCUAUUACAAAAGAUUCAGGAGCAAGAAAUGAUGCCUUCACCAGCAUCAUCAGCUAUACUUGCUUCUGGAUGUUCGCAAGGUGCUGCAUCUUUCGCACAAGAACGGAUAUGGCUCGACGAAAAGAUCCAUCAUGACCCAACAACAUCACCUGCCAUGCAUAAUUUUAUUCUACCUUUAGUGAUUAAGCAUGGCUCAAUGCCAAUCGAGCGCAUUCGUUCGGCCGUUGUUGCUGUUCUUGAACAGCAUGAAAUACUUCGAACAGCAAUUUACUUUGAUGAAAAUCGUAAAAUGUUAGUCCAAGCGGUGCAGUCUAUGGUUAAUCAUGGUGCUUAUUCCUUUGAAAUAACAGCAAAUGAUAUACAUAGUUCCGAUGAAAUUGCUGAUCUACUUAGAAAUGAAUCGAUCAAGCAUUUUGCUGAAUUGGAACAGGGUGAAAUGAAACCGAUAGCCAAGACAAACGAUUCGAUAUUAAGUUUAUAUACUGAACAACCUUGGUUACAUGGCAAUGGUAUUGCUUCUCAUGAUAUGAAUUUAAAAAUGAUUCACAAUCACCUCAGCCAAACAACUUAUUGUAUUUUGGAAUGUAGUGCUGAUUGUUAUGAUGAAGUCACGGUGGCCAACAUUGGUCGAUAUUUUCAGAAUCUACUUUUACAUAUCUUCAUUGAAAAUACGAAAACCAUUGGAUUCGACCCAUUUCUUGAAAAAAUUGGAAAUCUUUCUCUUUUACCAAUGAACGUUGAAACUUUAUCCAACGUCAUCGAAUCGCUACGACAUUUCUCCGAAAUAAAACCAGCUUCAUAUGCUCAACAGCAAAUAUGGCUCGAUGAAGAACGUCGUUUGUAUUUGGACGGACCACAACUGGCAACAUACAAUAUGGUAUUUUGCUAUCGCCUUUCAACUGAUCAGACCUUAUCUGUUCAGCAGCUUUGUUAUGCACUCCAUCUUGUUGUUGACAAACAUCAAUCUCUAAGAACAGCACUUAUUUUUGAUACUACAAAAAACAUUCUUACACAACGAAUUAUUGACCAACAAAAUCAUAAAAACAAUCGAUUUUCUGUAGUCGAAAGUAUUUAUGAAACAGACGAACAACUGGAUGAAAUUAUCCACAAUGAGACACACAAUCCACAUAUUUUCGAUCUUGCUCAGGGUCUUGUCUUCCGAUGUCAUAUUGUUCGUUAUAAACAAGUUUCUACCAAUGAUCUUAUCUCCGAUAACGAUAUCAUCAUCUUUAACUUCCAUCAUGCCUCGUUCGACAUUUCAUCUAUGAAGAUAUUUCUCCAUGAUCUUCAUCAAGCAUACACCACAAGUCAGCUGCUCAAUGAUAGCAGCACCAACAGUCUUCGUUAUCUCGACUAUGCUGUCAUUGAACAACACAUGCCUAUGAUUGGUGCAAGCAUGUUCUGGCAUGAUGCUCUACAUGAUUGCAAACUAGAUCAGUCUCUCUCAUUACCAUAUGAUCGAUAUCGACUUACGAAUGAGUAUCGAUCUGGUUUUGCAACAUCUAUUUCAUUCGAUUUAGAUCAUGAUCUUCGUGACACUUUCCUUCACUACGCAUCUUCACAAAACAUCUCACUUGAACAUCUGGCGUUGUCUAUGUAUUUUGUCUUUCUGUUUAAGCUGACGAAUGGAGAAACGGAUCUAUGCAUUGGAAUGAAAGUAGAUAGUCGAUACAGAGAUGAACUUAAAUCAGUGACUGGUAUGUUUGUCAAUGCUAUUCCCUUGCGCUGUCAACUAGAUCCACAAUGGUUUCCACAUAAACUUGUUAAACAUGUUCAGGAGAUACUAACAAACAGUCGCAAAUACUCUUAUUUUCCUCUUCGACGUCUCCUAGAUCAACAUCCACGUGCUUCGAAAUCUACAUCUCUUAAUACAUUAUCGGAGUUCAUGCAAUAUUCACUACAAGAUCUCGGCAAAGACGUGAUUAUAGGCGACAGUUAUCUUUCUGUGAUGCUCAUUUCGAACAAAACUACUGAAGAUAACAUCAUGAACAAGUUUGACUUCAUUCUUAGUAUUCAGCAUGAUUUCGAUAUGAAUCAACUCUCUUGUACAAUCAAUGCAUCACUUGACUUGUUCAAUCGAGACACAGUGGAGACGAUUUCACAACGAUUUCAUUCCAUCUUACAUCAAUUAUCUGUAUCUAUGGUUGAUAAUCAAAUGAGCAAACCAAUCUAUGAAUUAUCAUUAACAUUAUCAAAUGAACAAUAUCUAAUGCAAUCAGUGAAUAAUACACAAAUAUCAUUUUCAUCUCCUCUCAUUUGUAUUCAUCAUAAAUUUGUUUAUCAAGUAAUGAAACAUCCACAAAAAUUAGCAGUUGAACUAGAUGAACAAUCAUUAACAUAUUGUGAACUCUUAUAUUAUGUUCAAAUGUUAUCUUUAACUCUUCUUAAUGAAUAUCACGUGUUUCCAGGUGAAAUCGUAAGUCAAUGUGUAGAGCGAAGUUUGGAAAUGGUGAUUGGUAUUAUGGCAAUUGAGAUGGCUGGUGGUGUUUAUUGUCCAUUAUCACCUCGAGAUCCGCAACACCGAUUACAUGCGCUAAUAGAGCAAACUCAAUGUCGUCUUGUGCUCGCUGAUCAUUCUACAAUGUUAAAGUUUUCUAGUGAAAUCGUUUUAUGCAACAUAGAUUUAAUAUGGACUAUCAACCACAUUAACGGUUCUAUAAUUCUGGAUCGCCUUUCGGAUAUUGUAUUAACGGCAGACAAUAUUGCAUAUAUUGUUUUUACUAGUGGUUCAACAGGAGCAUCGAAAGGAGUCCAAAUUCGUCAUCGAAACUUCUUGGCUUGCAUUGAUUCUCUUGUUCGAUUGAAUUUAUUCCCAAAUAAAGGUACCCUGAUACAAAUGGCAAGCUGCUCAUUUGAUGUGCAUGUUGAGGAGAUUAUUGGAGCUUUAAUCACUAGUUCAACAAUUAUAAUGCUUCAUCCUCAAGGUAAUAUGGAUUUAGACUAUAUGACAAAGACGUUAAAUGGGAAACAAGUAUCAUACCUCUCGUUGGUGCCGUCAUAUGCUAAUAUAUUGUUGGAAUUUUUAGAAAGUCACAACAUUUCAAGUUUCACCAGUUUGUGUAUUGUUGCUAUUGGUGGAGAAGCGAGCACAGUUCAACUUAUUGACAAGCUAUAUACAUAUCUACCGCAAGAUAGUUUUGUAUGGAACGGCUACGGACCUUCAGAAAUAACUGUCGACUCCACAAUUUAUGUUAUAGGUAGGAAUAUAAAUAUGACUAGCAUUCCAAUGGGACGUCCACUACUCAACUAUCGAUGUAUGAUUAUGAGUGAAUAUUUACAAUCAUCUGUUAGAGGUGAAGAAGGUGAAUUGUUUCUCGGUGGGGUGGGUGUGUUUGCUGGAUAUCUCGGACGUGAUGAUUUAACUGCAAAAGCUCUUCUUGAAAUAGAUGGUCAACUAUUUUAUCGAACAGGUGAUCUUGUUACAAUAGAUAACAAUGGCCUUCUUCAUUAUCAAGGAAGAAAAGAUCAUCAAAUCAAAUUACAUGGACAAAGAAUUGAACUUGGUGAAAUCGAACGAUGUUUGCUUAACAUCAUAUCUGUAUCUGCUUGUGUUGUCAUGAAAUGGAAUGAUGAUUACUUAGUUGCUUAUGUUCAGUCUUCUCGUAUAAAUGAAGAAGAACUACGUCAACAUUGUCAGUCUCAUCUUCCACCACAUAUGAUUCCAUCUUUUUUUAUCAUUCUUGAUAACCUACCUUUAAAUGCUAAUGGAAAGGUCGAUCGAAAAUCUUUACCAAUUCCGAAAACUUCGCUUCAUUCACCUGACACGAUCCAUCAGCAACAUGUAGAGCCCAGCAAUGAACUCGAAAUCUAUAUUCAUUCAUUGUGGUGUCAGGUUCUCUCUCAGAGCAGAAUAUCUACUAAUACAAAUUUUUUAAGUAUCGGUGGCCAUUCUCUCUUACUCGUUCAAUUAUACCAUAACUACAAGAUGACACUCAACAUUGACACGACUAAGAUCAAUAUUUUUGAACUCUCCCAACAUCUCACCAUUGCUGAUCAUGCUCGUCUCAUGCAUCAAUCGAUAGAUGAUCCACAAAUAUAUCAAAAACUUUUCUCUACAGCACAUAAUACGCAAGAAACAUCUAUUGAAAAGCGUGCCUGUCCAAUCUCUCACGAGAAUAUCAUACUAGUCGCAGAUGAAUUGUUAAGAUAUGAACCAUUUCCUGUUACAAAUAUUCAACUAGCAUAUCUAGUUGGACGUGAAGGUGCCAUAAAUCUUGGUAAUGUUUCUACUUUUAGCUAUAGCGAAUAUGAUUUUUCGUCAACGUUCGACAUCGACUGCCUCGAACGAGCAUUGAAUUAUUUAAUCCAACGGCAUGAAGCAUUGCGUCUGAUCUUUCCGUCUCAUACCGAACAGAAAAUUCUCAAAAUAGUUCCUUAUUAUACUAUACCUAUACUUAACUUAGAUGAUGUUAAAUCUACUCAAAAAUAUCUAAUAGAACGACGAGAACAACUAUCACAUCAGAUUCGAUCAGCUGAUCAAUGGCCGUUAUUUGAUUUUCAAAUAACUCGUUUCAUUAGUGAUGACGGUUAUAAAAUACGUUUGCAUUUUGGUUUCGAUUUACUGAUCUUGGAUUUAUGGAGCAUGAAUUUAGUUUUAAAUGAAUUAAAUCAAUUGUACUGCAAAUUGAACGAUAUCUUAGUAGAACUAAAACUAUCUUAUCGAGAUUACAUUCUAGCAGAGCAACAAUGGAAGUACACGACUAUUUAUAGCAAUGAUAGACAAUAUUGGAUAAGUCGUCUAAAAUCAUUUCCAUUAGGUCCAAAUUUACCAUUACAGUGUUUACCAAACGAGAUAUAUAUACAACGUCACUGCAAUGCGGCAACACUGUUAGAACAAUCACUGUGGCAAAAAUUAAGAAAACGUAUUACCGAUCAUGGGCUGACACCAGCUGGUUUCUUAGUGUCAGUUUAUGCCUUAGUAUUGGGUAAAUGGAGUGAAAAUAAACAUUUCGCUUUGAAUCUACCAGUUUUCAAUCGAUUACCUAUUCAUCCACAAGUUAAUCAAAUAGCAGGAGAUUUUACAACAGUUAUACCAUUGGAAAUUAAUCUGAAUAAGGUAAUCACUUAUUACGAAUUUCUUCACACUGUGCAGAAACAACUCUGGAACGAUCUUGAACAUAUAUCUUAUGAUGGUGUGUCAUUUAUUCGUGACUUAAUGCAGAUGCAUCAGACAAGAGAAAUUCUUUUACCGUAUGUUUUCACAUGUGGGGUAGAUCUUGAAGAUAUUCGUGAGAAAAAUGUUGAACACAAUAUAUUUUUUGAUCAAGAACCGGUUUAUGCGAUUAGUCAAACACCACAAGUUUUUCUUGAUCAUAUAGUGAUGGAGAUUAACGGUUGUUUAUCAAUAAAUUGGACAUAUGUAGAGAAUUUACUUCGAAAGGAAAUGCUCAAUCAUAUGCAUGAUACAUUCGUUGAUUUACUUGUCAAAUUGGCUUUGUUUGAUGAUAUAUGGCAAAAGCCCAUAUUCGUCCCUUUACCCUCUGAACAACAAGAACGACGAUUAGAUUUCAAUCAAACGCAAUGGGAAUCAAACGUUAAAGAUAAACUACUCCAUUCACUCGUUAUUAAACAAGCUGAAUUAACACCUAAUGCAUUAGCUAUUGUUUCUUCUCAAGUAAAUUUAACAUAUAAAGAACUAAUGAAUCGUGUUUAUUCACUGGCAUACGAUUUGCAGCAACAACAACAACAAACAUAUUCCAAUCAGCUAAUUGCUAUUCUAAUGACGAAAGGUUGGGAACAAAUUGUUGCUUGUUUAGCUAUUUUAGUUUCAGGUGGUGCUUAUUUACCUUUGGAUGUUGAUUCACCCUAUGAUCGUCUUUGUUCAUUAAUCGAAGAAACUAAUGUCACAAUUCUUCUUACACAAUCUCAUUGUCAACAUAGAUUUCCAUAUCUCACAACUAUUCCAGUUGAUACAUUCAUAACGGAUGAUAAUUAUCCAACACCAUUUCCUAUCAAACAACAAUCAUCAACUGAUUUAGCUUAUGUUAUUUAUACAUCUGGAUCAACGGGAAAACCAAAGGGUGUUAUGAUUAGUCAUCAAGCUGUUGUAAACACUAUUUUAGAUAUGAAUUCAAGAUUAGAAAUCUUAGCUAAUGAUAGAAUAUUUGCAUUAUCACAUUUAAAUUUUGAUUUAUCAGUUUAUGAUAUAUUUGGCAUGUUAAUUGCUGGCGGAACUAUAGUAAUUCCAGAUCAUGAAGAUUAUAAAAAUCCUCAACAUUGGUAUGAUAUGGUAAUUAAACAUCAGGUCACUAUUUGGAAUAGUGUUCCAAUGUUAAUGCAAAUGUUUGUUGAACAUCUCAAACAUACAAAUAAUCAGAAUCAAUUACGACAUAUUUUAUUAAGUGGUGAUUGGAUACCAUUAUCUUUACCUGAAUCAAUACAAACAACAUUAGGUGAACAAGUAACAAUAACUAGUUUAGGUGGUGCAACAGAAGCAUCGAUUUGGUCAAUUGCCUAUACUCUACCAAAAGAAAUGCCACGAGAAUGGAAAUCAAUUCCGUAUGGAAUACCGUUAAGAAAUCAACAAUAUUAUGUUUAUGAUAUACAUCUUGAUGAUUGUCCUGAAUGGGUUAUUGGUGAAUUAUAUAUUGGUGGUGAAGGUUUAGCUAAUGGUUAUUGGAACGAUCGAGAAAAAACACGAUCAAGUUUUAUUAUUCACCCAUUAACUAAUAAACGUCUUUAUCGAACAGGUGAUUAUGGUCGAUUUCUACCAAAUGGAUAUAUUGAAUUUAUGGGACGAAACGAUUUUCAAGUGAAAGUACAUGGUCAUCGUAUUGAACUUGGUGAGAUUGAAUAUCAUUUACAACAACAUCCAGAUAUUCAUCAAGUUAUUGUUAAUAUUGACGACAAAUCCCAACAGUUUAUCGGAUAUGUUAUGUCAGAAAAACAUUCUAUCCACAUCGAAGAAUAUGAUUCAGCGGAGAUGUUAACCGUUAAUCCCAUUGAACGUACUAAAUUUAAGCUUGCAAGACAUGGUAUAAGACAUCAAAAGAAGGUAGCAAAGAGCUUUGCUCUAACAAAACCAAAGCUUACAGAAACAUUAAUCAAUACAUAUUAUAUGAGAAAAAGCUAUCGACAAUUUACAAAUGAAACUAUGGAAAGAUGUACCAUUGAAUAUUUAUUAAGAAAAUGUCACAAUAUCAACAGGAACGAGAGAACAUCUUUAUCUCAUCUCAGCUUUGAUAUUCUUAGUCAACUAUUAGCAGUAUUAACACCGAUCAAUAUUUCUGAUCAACCGUUACCAAAAUACCGUUAUGCGUCAGCUGGCAGUCUUUAUCCAGUACAGGUAUAUAUUGAAUUACCAACAUCUAUAGAUAACAUUUUGCCUGGUGUUUACUAUCAUAAUCCAGAUGAACAUACUCUAGAGCUAAUUAGUACUCAUAUUAAUAAUGAAAUGAUGAAUAUAAGAUUACAUCUUGUUGGACGAUCAUCAGCGAUUGCACCGCUGUAUGGUAAAAGAUUGGGUUCUCAAUUUUGUAUGCUAGAAACAGGAUAUGUUAUGGGAUUAUUGGAAAAAGAAGGGUCAAGAUUAGGAUUGACUUUCUUGGAAAAUACGCAUAAUGAGUCUAUAACUCGGAAUAUUCUGAAUAUGGAUGAGGAUGACACACAUUAUUGUUUCAAAAUUUCGUCAUCUGAACAAGAUAUUUCUAAAAAUAUACAAAAUGAUAACCAUCAAUGCAUUAUUUAUCUAAAAUCAGUCAACAAUAACAAGGACCAAUGGUUUACUUAUAAUGAAGAAAAUGAGACGGUUACAUCUUUUGAUGUCGAAACUGAAACUACACAAGAGGAAACACCACUAUUCUUAGAUGAUGACAAUGAUGCAAAGAUUAUAUUCCAUGACUGUCAAUGUGCAAUCUUCUUCAUCGGACGAUCAGAGUCCACAAUAAAUAUAGGAAAGAUGUCACAUUUAUUAAUGAAUCAUGGUUUAGAAAUGAAUAUUGGUAUGUGCCCAAUUGGUACUCAUGCGAGUUUUCCAAAACAAAUUAAUCAUGUAUUAGAUACCAUUCUUACUCAUGAGAAACUAAAUGGAAGUAACAUAUUACAUACAUUACUUAUUGGAAAGAUCAGUAAUGACCAGAACAGUGAACGUACUAUUUCGAAAGUAAAACCAAU